AGCCAUUUUGACUCAAGUCUUUUUUUUGUCCACGCCUCUUGGGCUGCGGCCAGCCUCCGAGCCAUCGGCUCCGAGGCGAGACGGAGCGCGCGGGCCCAGCUGCGGGGCCGAGCGAGCCGCGGCAGAUGGUGUGCCCCAUGCGCCCCUGGUUCAGCAACAGCAUCGAGGUCAUCCAGUUCGACCCCGAGUGCAGGACCCCUGGCCAGGCCAGCGUCGCGGCGAUGGUGAUCGCGGGCCCGCGGGCCGCGCGGCGGAAGCCGUCCCCGGCUCCCGCGAAGGCCGAUGGCGGCGGCGCUUCGGAGGCGCUCCUGCUGCAUGCGAGUGCCUCUCGCAGGGGCUCUCGGCCCGGCUUCUCGAGGUCGCCGCCCUCUCCGUGGACGGGUUGGUCGGCUUGCGGCCUGUUCACCGAGCCGGUCGACAGCGACGCAGGGGAGGCCGCCGAGGAGGGCGUGUUCGCAGAGGCGGCUCAGAGGCGGCGCAUCCGCCGCAGCGUCACUGCCAAUCUCGGGCCGGGCCUUCCCCCGCACAUCUUGCCGGUGGGGAUGGCGUCGAGGAUCUUUUCACGGCGUCGAUGGUCAGGCCCGUCGGGGAUGUCCCUCGGUGCAGGCGGCAGCGCGGACUGCUCUGCCGCGGAGUGCGUCCAGCGGGACAGGUCAGGCUCGCCCGAGGGCGCUCGCGAGGUGGUCUGAGGCGCUGGAGCGCGCCGCGUAGGUCGGGGGCUGCCGCAAAGUCCGCUCAGUUUUUUUGUUUCAUAAGUUCGUACACGUACCAUCGCUGCAGCAGCAGGGACGCGACGUGCCGAUCCACUGAUUGGACGCCACAGACUGGGAGCCAGCGGAUGUCCCGAUUCGCCGGCAGAGUCUCUGUAUCAGGAGUAGCAGUUGAAGCAUGCCAGUGUUGUGCCGCCAUCGUCGGUACAUGCUUUUGGCUGCUGUGCCAUGGCCUUCGCGGUCGCAGCGUGUGCGGUUUCGAGGUCGAACAUGGCCGGCGGCCACGUCGGCAAUGCUGCAUCCAGCCGAAUGCCGGAGGCGUCGGGGCAAGUUUUGAGCUCUCAUGCUCAACCUGUACAGACCGCCACAAUUUGUAAGAUAUCACUCCCGAGAAAAAGCCCCAACCAGUGUAUGGCUUGAUAAUUUGGCGGGCACCUUGCCUGGCGGCGGUUUCGCUAGAAAGCCCGAAGAGGCCAAAAGCACUAAUUCCCCUUCCGUUCAAAAGGAUUGUGGCGUUUUCGCCUUAUUGGGUAUCCGU
Prorocentrum cordatum is the source of this 1248-nucleotide messenger RNA. The record is from the annotation of a GenBank genome assembly. NCBI's taxonomy places the organism in Eukaryota, Dinophyceae, Prorocentrales, Prorocentraceae.